Molecule: messenger RNA, 1472 nt
Organism: Ectocarpus sp. CCAP 1310/34
Lineage: Eukaryota; Phaeophyceae; Ectocarpales; Ectocarpaceae
Source: the annotation of a GenBank genome assembly
AUGGUAUCAACCAUGGUGAAAGCUAACGCAAAGAAGGCGACAAUGGUCAAGGAUGUCGUUGGGAAGUGCACAAACAUGGGCGAUCCUUGUCCAACCCAACUUUUGAGUUGGAGGGCUGUUGCGUGCCGUAGUCGCCAUUCUCCGCUCCAUUCUCGUCGGACCGGCCUCGGAUUGCCGCAAUAUCGCUCACACUCACCAAGGUCCGGACGAGUACGCGAGAGCUUCCACCCUCUCGUCACACGUACGGCGCCCUCGUCACAAAGGACGUCGAGGGGGCGGGAGCGGGUACACGUAAUCUCAACGUGGGACGUCUCCAAGCCGUCGGUGGCAAAGUCGUCGGACCGAAACUUGAUCAAGACGAACGUCAUGGCCAUCCACUAUGGAAACAUCACCGCCAAGGACAACAGGCUCUUUGCCCAGGUGCUGCAUGAAACUCAACAGCUGAAAACCAUCACACGCAACUUAUUGCACACCUCCUUGGCACACAGGAAUUUCCAAGUUUGAGACCUGCUCCAGUAGUGACUUUCGGUUACCCCCGCAUCUGAAACACACGAUCUUCUUCGCAGCCAUAUCUAUAUUGUACCCUCGUCUGCAAUGCCCCACGUUCUGGAAAUUCGGAAACGAAUUCGCCUAACGCGACCCAUGAGCGCUUGCGUCUUAGGAGACCAACGACAAGCACCGGUUCGUCGAAACUCCUAGCGUCUUUGCCGGUGUAUACACGACCAAGGGCGACGCUAACUGGAAAUGUUCUCACUGGAAAUGUACAGUUAGGGGUGCCAAUCGGUCAAAUUUCCUUUAGAAAAUUUAUUCAAAAAGUGACCUGGAUCUUCCAGAUGGAAAAUCGCUCGAGCCAAUCAAAUCACAUAGAACGCUCCUGAGCAAUGCUGCACCCAGCGGCGCUCGCCGCCUCGCGCUGUCUACUUUCGAUCAACUCCUGCUCCUUUUCUACCAGCGCUUUCUGCGCGACGGCAACACCGCCCCUUUCGACCGCGCGCUGUGCGUGCGCUGCUCCGGUCGCGUCGGCAAAGGUCCGCCCCUCCCGCUCUACGUAUUUACGUUCGUUUUUCUGGAGGUUGCGACGAAAUCGAUUUUUUCCCCCCGCGCCGAAGGCCGAGCGUUUGCGUUUUUUGGGGACCUCGACCGCGGUGCUUGGCGUGCUUGACUGGCCAUUUUCAGACAUGCGGUUCUCGCUGGUAGUUUGUGCGAUUCUAGUUCGGUUUCUUGCGUUCUGUCGCUGAAAACCCGAGGCUGUGCGCUGCGGAUCCGCUGUUCUACGAUCACCAAACACGGCCACGAGCGUGAGCCUUCAAACCGAAUUUCAUAGGGUUUUCUGUGUUGUUCGCCCGCCCUUUGAACGUCAGUAGAAAACGAACCCGCAGUCACGUGUAGAUGACCUGUCUCCAGAUGUGUGUAACGUAUGAAGAGCCAGAUCGCUGCCUGGACGCAGGGACUCUUGAACAAACAUACGGAUG